Molecule: messenger RNA, 464 nt
Organism: Bactrocera latifrons
Lineage: Eukaryota; Metazoa; Arthropoda; Insecta; Diptera; Tephritidae
Gene: NdufV3
Exons: 1
Coding region: 84-386 (100 amino acids)
Cellular component (GO): mitochondrion
Source: RefSeq, a predicted model, not a curated record
UUUAUCAGCUGUGAUUACGUAAUUCGUAGGAGCAAAGUGAGAUUGUUUUCUAAUUUGCAAAAAAUUAAUAGCAAAUAUUAAAUAUGUUCCACCGAUCACGUUCAUUGAGUACUAUUGUACGUCGAGGCUAUAACCAGGCAGCACAGGAUAUGGCUGGAGUAAAACCUCCGAAGGGACCAGGUGGUAGUGAUGGUGUUAAUACCAAUGUCCCAGGACUAAGCAGCAACAUCGUCAAACCAGCUUCCGGCCCACUCGGUCCCGGUGCUUCUCCGACUGGUGAAUAUAAAGUCCCGGAAUACUAUUCAUUCAACCGCUUCAGUUACGCCGAAGCAGAGGUUGAAAUGGCCAAAUAUCGCCUACCACAACCUUCCGCACAUAGAAAAUAAUCAGCAAAAUAAAUGUGAAUAGAACAGUGUGAGAAAAAUAACUAAUAUUAAUUAUCAAAAUAAAUAAUACAACAAUUA